AUGCAAUGCUUAAAUGACAUAGACAUUGAUGAUUUUGCUACCCACUUUCAGCAGAUAAUCUACUCAUACUUUGCCAAAAAUUACGGCCUCGUACAAACAACAGACAAGAACGCCGUUGUCAGCAGCAGCAAUAAACAUUACUGCACCGCUGUCGUCAGCAGCAACAAACAACACUACUGCAACGCCGACGUCAACAGCAGCAAACAACACUACUUCACCGCCGUCGUCAGUAGCAACAAACAACAUUGCUACAGUAAUGACUCUCCAAGGACUAAAACUCCCAGAAACAGUAGCACAAGGGGAAUAAGCCACAGGGCCGCCGACGACAACAGCAUACUGCAGCAAUGGCGAUACACCUGCAUCAACGUCAAACCACAGCGGCAUCAACAUCGCAGCGGCAACAGCGACCGACACCGACAACAACCCUUCUUCAGUCAUCCCUCUUCAAGAUCAUCUCUACCCAACAUCAAAAACAUAAACGAAUUUACGGUACAUUUUCAAGCCUUAAUCUACAAAUACUUAGCCUCCACAUACGAUAACCAAAACUUAAAAACCACUCUACCAAUAAAACAAGAUAAAUCAAUAAAAACAAUAAAAAAGAGAUUGAAAAGCUUGACGAUGUUAGGCCGAAACACCUGGCAGUUUGAUGAACAAAUAUCAGAGUUGAGGAAGCUAAUAAGAAAAAAAUUAGCUCUACAAGUAACGACUAAAACGUAA
Messenger RNA from Helobdella robusta, 717 nucleotides. RefSeq lists its product as hypothetical. The record is from RefSeq and is a predicted model, not a curated record. The transcript is spliced from 3 exons. The coding region runs from base 1 to 717 and encodes 238 amino acids. NCBI's taxonomy places the organism in Eukaryota, Metazoa, Annelida, Clitellata, Rhynchobdellida, Glossiphoniidae.